Molecule: messenger RNA, 517 nt
Organism: Caenorhabditis elegans
Lineage: Eukaryota; Metazoa; Nematoda; Chromadorea; Rhabditida; Rhabditidae
Gene: F40E3.3
Exons: 5
Coding region: 1-411 (136 amino acids)
Source: RefSeq, marked reviewed
AUGUUUAAAAAAGUUCUACGAAAAUCGGGAUUUUUCACCAGUAAAAUUCUAAUAUUCCACCACAUUCGCCAUCUUCAUCAGCUUCUUCAUCUCGAACUCCUGGAUUUCCUACAAAAAUCGGAUUUUUUUCCUCUAUAUCGUCCACCACGUUCGCCAUCUUCAUCGUUAUCUUCGUCUCCAGCUCCUGGAUUUUGCAGAAAAUUCGGAUUUUUUUCUCUAUAUAUUUCAUCACCACCAACAUCUUCAUCCACUUCUUCGCCUGAAACGACGGGAUUUUCCACAAAAAUCGGAUUUUUUCUCUUGAUAGUCCACCUCCACCGCCUUCUUCAUCCACUUCUUCGUCUCGAACUCCUAGAUUUUGCAGAAAAGGGCGACGCCACCCCACUGCACAAAUUGCUUCCGUUCUCUUAAUAACUUUGUUAAUAUUUAGUUUUUUAAAAGUUUAAUUUAUACAUAAGUGAAUAAUAUUAAUAAUAAAUUGUCUUUCCAAUUUAUAAACGUAUUAUAUUGUCUUCUC